Molecule: messenger RNA, 1723 nt
Organism: Ziziphus jujuba (common jujube)
Lineage: Eukaryota; Viridiplantae; Streptophyta; Magnoliopsida; Rosales; Rhamnaceae
Exons: 6
Coding region: 338-1555 (405 amino acids)
Molecular function (GO): GTPase activity; GTP binding
Source: RefSeq, a predicted model, not a curated record
UUCGGGGGAAAAAAAAUGUUGUCAGCGAAUGGAUCUUCUGCGACGGAUGUAAGUUAGGGCUGUUAAAAUAUGUCGUUGGAUACGAUCCUGAACGUUCAAUUCCUUGACUUUAAGUGAAGGUUAGAAAUUAGGUCAGCGCUAGGUGAUGAGGUGGCGCUACAUAGGUGGUGGGAGGUUCCAAACUUCUGAGAUCUCAAAAGUGAAAUCCCAAUUGUUGCACAAAACAGAAGUUGUUUUCCCCAACUCUGCACUCUGAACAAGGAAGUUCUUGGUCCUCAUCACCAUCGUCAAAGUUCUCGCUAGGGAUUUAAAAUUUUCAAGGGAAAAAAAAAAAAAAAUGCAAAAUGAUGAGCAAUCUCUGGAGAAGAGGCCCGGAAUCUUAUUCAUCGGAUCCUCUAACGUCGGCAAGCGGACCCUCUUUUCCCGACUAGUUAGUGUGGAUUUUGAAGAUGCUACUGAUUCACCAUCGGAGGUCUUACUUCGUGGCUGGACUAUCAACACCAAGUAUUAUACUGCUGAUGUUUCCAUAUGCAUUGCUCAGCUUGAUGAAGAAUUCUCCAUUUCCAAUCUUUCAAUUUAUACCCAGUUGGCUGCCAUUGUUAUGGUUUUCGACAUGACUGAACCUUCGUCUCUUGCUGUGCUUAUGGAAUGGGUUUCUCGCAAUGAUCUUCGAAAUUUUGAGAUAUUGUUGUGCAUAGGAAACAAAGCGGAUCUUGUUCCGGGUCAUCCAGUGCAUUCUGAAUACAGAAGAAAACUCCUGAAAGUUGGAGAAUCGUCCAAUGACUCACAUCUGGAGUUCAGUGAUUAUGGAAUUUCUGAGACGGAAGGUAGUAGCUUAUUGGGAGAUGAUGAAUCCCCAGGGGAGACUAGGAGGUCAUGUCUGGAUUGGUGCGUUGAGAAUAACAUUGAGUAUAUUGAAGCUUGUGCAUCUAAUGCUGACUUUGAUAAAUGUUUGUCAGUUGAUGGUGAUUCACAAGGAGUUGAACGUCUGCUUGGUGCUCUCUCUGCUCAUAUGUGGCCAGGAAUGAUUCUAAAAUCUGGAGAUAAGAUAACUGAACCAUCAAUACCUGAAAAAGAAGUCUCAGCAGAUGAAGAAUCUGAUUAUGAAGUUGAAUAUGAAAUCUUAUCCGCUGGCUCAGCUGAACCAUGGGAUGACACAAAUAUAGGAUGGGUUUCUGCAAAUGGUUUUACCCGUGAAACAGAGACAUUAGACGCUCAGAAUAAUCCUAUCGCUGAAUGCAAUCAAACAAAUGGAACCAGAUGUGAUAAGGAAGAGCUGCAGUCCUCAACAUCAACAACUUCAUUGCACAAUGAGAUUAAUAAGGGAGUGGUACCACAUGUUGAAGAACCUAACCAAGAGAUGAAUCCAGAUGAGUGCUCACCAUUUGACUUUGAAGAUUUGGAACAAUUGAUGUCUGAGAUAGGAAACAUGCGGGAUAAUUUAAGGCUGAUGCCUGAUUUUCAGCGUAGAGAAAUGGCUGCAAAACUGGCACUGAAAAUGGCUGCCAUGUUUGGGGGUGGCAGUGAUGAUGAAGAGGAUGUUUGUUGUAAUUGAAUAUGGAAUGUAUGUUCUUAAUUUUUGACUACCGAGUAGAAUACAAUUAUUGAGAUGUGUAAGUGGGUAUGAGGGUUGUUAUCCCUGAAUAUUUAUCUCAGAUUUGUCCAUGAAGUGACAUCCAGAAGGAAAUGAGUAGUCUUAAUGGAUGAGCUAUUUAAAUUGUAA